Molecule: messenger RNA, 1146 nt
Organism: Bipolaris victoriae FI3
Lineage: Eukaryota; Fungi; Ascomycota; Dothideomycetes; Pleosporales; Pleosporaceae
Product: carbohydrate-binding module family 63 protein
Exons: 1
Coding region: 1-1146 (381 amino acids)
Source: RefSeq, a predicted model, not a curated record
AUGAAGUCCACUAUCUUCUCCAUCCUCCCCAUUGCGGGCCUCGCUGCCGCCGAGUCGUACUGCUCUGUCCAGACUUACACUAAGACCGAGUACGAGACUGUGUAUGAGACUGCUACAGCCGCAAAGGUUGCAGAUGUCACGGCCACCAAGUCCAGCACCUGCUCAAGACCUACCGUCACUGCCACCACCUAUGAGAAGGUCUACGUCACUGUCACUGCACCUGGUUAUGGUUCAAUGCCUCCAAAGCCUUCGACCUCGACUAGCACCGUCGAAGACUACGUCACUGUGACUGUCCGCCCAUCAGCUUCGGAAUGUGCAGCCACCCCAUCCUCCGCUCCACUCGCCUCUGCAUCACCCUCCCCUUCCGAAGCUCCCCUCCCAAGUUUCCAAUUGGCGUCCAGCCCGGCAGCAAAGGCCACCUCUGAGAGCAAGACCCCAGUUGCGUAUCCCACUGCUGCCUCAUCCACUGUCUCUGCGGCUGCUGCGGCCGUUUCCCCCUCCGCCUCCGCCUCCGCCUCCCCAGCUCCCACAUCCUCUUCCGCAGGCUCCAAGCGCGGCGAGGCUACCUUCUAUGGCGGUAACCUCGAUGGUGGCAUGUGCUCCUUGACAGGAUACACGCUUCCCAGUGGUCUCUUCGGCACUGCGCUGACCGACUCUGACUGGGAUUCCGCCAACGCUUGCGGUACUUGCGUUAGCGUCACUGGUCCUUCUGGCGACAAGAUCACUGCCAUGGUUGUCGAUCAAUGCCCUGGGUGCGGUCCUCACCACCUCGACCUCUUCCCCGAUGCUUUCAAGAAGCUCGCUGAUCCCUCCAAGGGAAUAAUCCCCGUCUCUUGGGAGGUUGUUCCUUGCGGCAUCACCACCCCCAUUGUCCUCAAGAACAAGUCCGGUACCAGCGCCCACUGGUUCUCCAUGCAAGUCAUGAACUCCAACGUCCAGGUCACCUCUCUCGACGUCUCGACCGACGGCGGCAAGACCUGGAAGGGUACCAAGAGGCAGCCUUACAACUUCUUCGAGAACUCGGCUGGCUUCGGUACCGACUCCGUUGACGUCAAGAUCACCAGCUCCGGCGGUCAAUCUAUCAUCGUUAAGGGUGUCAGCGUUGCCGCUAACACCACAAAGACUUGCAGCAGCAACUUCGCUUAA